UGUCUUUCUCUCGCGUACGAUGAUUUGAUUCUUCGCCGGGGCGCCAACGACGGCGUGGUUUAGGUGUUCCGGUUCCUGGCCGUAGUUCAAAGACAAGAUGGCGAAACGCCGAUAUAAAUUGCAGGAAUUUGUAGCACAUGCGGGGAAUGUGAAUUGUUUGAACUUCGGGAGAAAGAACUGCAGAUUAUUUAUUACUGGUGGAGAUGAUCGGAAAGUGAAUCUUUGGUCGAUAGGCAAGGCUGCAUCUGUGAUGAGCCUUUCUGGCCACACAAGUCCAGUUGUGUCUGCAGGUUUUGAUUCAGCAGAGGAAUUAGUGAUAGCUGGAUCAUCUUCCGGAGUCAUAAAGCUGUGGGAUAUGGCAGAAAGAAAAAUUGUUCGCACUCUUUUUGGACACAGAUCCUAUUGCACUGCUGUUGAGUUCCAUCCAUUUGGUGAGUUUUUUUCAUCUGGUUCCAUGGAUACUAAUCUAAAGAUAUGGGAUAUUAGAAAGAAAGGAUGCAUCCACACAUAUAAGGGUCAUACUGGUGGGAUCAGUACAAUAAGAUUCAGUCCUGAUGGCCGUUGGGUCGCCUCUGGUGGUUUUGAUAAUGUCGUAAAGGUAUGGGAUUUGACUGCGGGGAAGCUUUUGCACAAUUUCAAGCUCCACAAAGGACAUGUUUGCACCAUAGAAUUCCAUCCUCUCGAGUUUCUUUUAGCAACUGGUUCCGCAGACCAUACUGUAAAAUUUUGGGAUCUGGAGAAGUUUGAGAUGAUUGGAUCUGCGAAACGUGAGGCUACAGGAGUCCGAUCAAUGACCUUCCACCCUGACGGAAGAAGUCUUUUUUGUGGACUGGAUGAUAGUUUAAAGGUUUACUCUUGGGAGCCUGUAAUCUGCCAUGAUUCUGUUGACAUGGAAUGGUCAACACUUAGUGAUCUUUGCAUUCACAAUGGAAAACUUUUGAGUGGUGCAUAUUACAAAAACUCCAUUGCAGUUUGGGUGGCAGAUAUCUCGCUUAUAGAGCCAUAUCUGACAAGAUUAGGACUGGAGAAACAUAGCCACUCGUUGCAGAAAUGUGAUAGUCGGGGAAGUCUUUUGAAGAAUGAAGAAAGCCAUCCAAAGCCUGAGUCAAAUCUGUGUGAAAGAACACUAGAUAAUGAUUCUAAGGAAAUUAAAACAAUUUAUGUUGACUCUGCAGCUUUAAAUUCUAUCACUUCAAAGACAGUUGAAUUGCUUGACGCUCCUAAGAUUGUACUCCCAUCUGAUUCCAACGGAAUCAGUAUAGUGGGAACUCAGAAGCAGGGUCCUGCAGGGAGCUCGCAUGCAGAAACUAAUGAACCUGCUGAUAAUAGAUCUUUCAUAGUGCCUAGCAGUGUACCUUCUGAUGGUCCUGAUGGAAAAGAUUUGGUGGGAUCUAGAAGGGAAUCGAUUGCCUCCACUACGGACAGCACUGCUGAAUGUGCUAAGCCCCGGCAUAAAAGGAGGCUAUCUGACAGUCAAUUUGAUUUGGAGAUAACCCUCGAAGCUGUUCCUUGUGAAACUAUCAGAACUGCAGUAAGCAGUAAAGAGGAUCCAAAUGUCUGCUGUGGGCUUGUUGUAGAGGAAAUUUCUGGGGAACACCCUGAGGGGAAAAAAUCAAGUAUCAAGAAUUUUGUGGAGAAGUUUGAUAUAAAACCGUCAUUGGCAACCGAGUCAAGUAGAGAAACUGGUGAUCAGACCCUCAAUUUCAGGAAAAGGUUGAAUCCUGUUAAAGCUGUCAAAGGAGUGGCUGUGGCACAUGGAAGGACUCGCAGUUUGGUUGAGUUGUUUGAAAAAAAGGAAAUGUUUGAUGUCAAGGAAAUUCAGAGACCUGAUAGCCCUUCUGUGACCAGUGAGCCUGUGGAUGAUAUUCGGACACCUGAUAGCAUUUCUGUGAUCACUAAGCCUAUCAAUGAAAUUCGUACACCUGAUAGCACUUUUAUGACCACAGAUCCUGUCAAUGACAUUUCCAAACCUGAUAGCACCUCUGUGAUCCCUGAUCCUGUCAAUGAAAUUCGGGCACCUGGUAUCGCCUCUGUGACCACUGAUCCUGUCAAUGAAAUUCAGACACCUGGUAUAGCCUCUGUGACCACUGAUCCUGUCAUUGAAAUUCGGACACCUGAUAGCACCUCUAUGACCACUCCUGUUAAUGAAAUCCGGACACCUGGUACCACCUCUGUGACCACCGAUCCCGUCAAUGAAAUUCGGACACCUGGUAUCGCCUCUGUGACCACUGAUCCUGUCAAUGAAAUUCGAACACCUGAUAGCGCCUCUAUGACCACUGAUCCUGUUGAUGAAAUUUGGGUACCUGAUAGCGCCUCUGUGACCACCGAGCCUGUCGAAACACUCCUGUCUGAGAAUAAUGAUAAGAAAAUUAUUAUGAGGGAGGAUGCAACUGUGGAUGACAAUAAUGUUAUUCAAAACCUGAUGCAGAAUCAUGAUGUGGUAUUGAGUACAUUUCGGUCACGACUGACGAAGUUACAGGUGGUGAGGCAUUUUUGGGAAAUGAAUGAUGUCAAGGGAGCCAUAAAUGCUCUGAGGAGAUUGCCUGACCAUUCUGUACACGCAGAUGUAGUUGAUGUUCUCAUAGAAAGAAUGGAUGUUUUUACGUUGGACCUAUUCUCUUGCUUGCUUCCUGUGCUCUUAGAAUUGUCUGAAAGCAAGGCAGAAAGGCAUGCUAGUAUUUCACUGGAGAUGCUUCUGAAGUUGACAUCAGCGUACGGUGCAGUAAUUCGUUCAACAGUUUCAGCACCUCCAACAGUUGGGAUUGACCUUCAUGCACAAGAAAGACUUGAAUGCAGCAAACUAUGCGCUUCCCAUCUCCAAAAUAUACAGAAAAAUCUUCCAGACCUCGUGAAGCGCGGAGGAGCUGUAGGAAGAUGGGCACAACAACUACACCUAGUUCUCGAACAACAGUAGCCUGCAUUAAGAGGAAGAGCCAAAAAACAUAGCUACAUUUUACCAGUAACAACAAUUUUGCAAGAGAUAUUGGUGAAAGUGCUGCAAUUUUGGUACGUAUUUUUUGCUACCUGUUGAAUGGAUGUGGAGCUAUGCAAAUGCAGUUGUUUGGUCAGCUGUGGUGCAUUCUUGUAUAACAGUGGGCAUAGGGGUAGACUCUUGCAGCAGUUUUCCCCUUUUUAAUAUGUAUGUAGUCUUUAUAUACAUCAAACAUCAAUAAUCUGGAAAAACGAAAAAUAUGUAUCCAAUUUAGUGAUAAAAUAAUAAUUAUU
Molecule: messenger RNA, 3225 nt
Organism: Sesamum indicum (sesame)
Lineage: Eukaryota; Viridiplantae; Streptophyta; Magnoliopsida; Lamiales; Pedaliaceae
Product: katanin p80 WD40 repeat-containing subunit B1 homolog KTN80.1
Biological process (GO): microtubule depolymerization; microtubule severing
Cellular component (GO): katanin complex
Molecular function (GO): microtubule binding
Source: RefSeq, a predicted model, not a curated record